Stegodyphus dumicola is the source of this 1443-nucleotide messenger RNA. RefSeq names its product DDB1- and CUL4-associated factor 13. Gene Ontology annotation, cellular component: nucleolus; small-subunit processome. The record is from RefSeq and is a predicted model, not a curated record. Gene Ontology annotation, biological process: maturation of SSU-rRNA from tricistronic rRNA transcript (SSU-rRNA, 5.8S rRNA, LSU-rRNA). Lineage: Eukaryota; Metazoa; Arthropoda; Arachnida; Araneae; Eresidae. Gene Ontology annotation, molecular function: protein binding.
UGGCAACGCUUUUCAUUGUAUAUGUUUGUCUACAAACGUGCGGAUGUAGAAUAGGAAGAAUACAGUACAAAAUGAAAGUCAAGGUUCUGUCAAGAAAUCCAGACAAUUAUUUGAGGGAAACAAAACAUGACAUUCAUAGAAUUCAGAGAAACUAUGACCCUGCUCUUCAUCCAUUUGAAGUUGCUAGAGAGUAUACAAGGGCCUUAAAUGCAGUGAAACUGGAACGUGUAUUUGCUAAGCCAUUUAUGUUCUCUCUGAAUGGGCAUACAGAUGGCAUUCAGUGCAUGUUUAAACAUCCUAAAUCUUUGUCUCUUGUAUUCUCUGGAUCAUAUGACGGCGAGGUACGAAUGUGGAAUGUUGCAACACAAAAGUGUGUUAAUGCAGUUCAAGCUCAUGAUGGCAUUGUACGUGGACUUUGCAUGUCAACAAAUGGUGACCAUUUACUCACAGUUGGUGAUGACAAAGUGAUCAAACAUUGGAGCCUGGAAGAACCAGCAUUAACAGAACCUGUAGAGAGUAUUAUCUCUAAAACUGUUUUGACAGGCAUUAGUCAUCAUAGGAAAAAGCCAUUGUAUGCUACCUGUGGUGAAAAAGUUCAGAUAUGGGAAGGUACAAGAUCUGAACCCCUAAGGUCCCUCUCAUGGGGUGUUGAUACGGUGAAAUCAAUCAAAUUUAAUCCUGUUGAAACUAACAUUUUGGGUAGUACUUGUAGUGACCGUAGUAUUAUUUUAUAUGAUGUGAGGGAAGCUUGCCCUCUAAGAAAGGUUGUGUUAGAAAUGUGUAGUAAUGCCAUAUCCUGGAAUCCAAUGGAAGCUUUUGUUUUUGUGUCUGCUUCUGAAGAUUACAAUUUAUAUUCAUUUGAUAUGAGGAAGCUAACUUUGCCCUUUCAAAUACAUAAGGAUCAUACUUCAGCUGUCCUAGAUGUUGAUUAUUCACCAACAGGAAAAGAAUUUGUUUCAGGCAGUUAUGAUAAAAGUGUCAGAAUAUUUCCUGUAAAUUCUGGUCGAAGCAGGGAUGUUUAUCAUACUAAAAGAAUGCAGAGGCUGACUUCUGUUCUGUGGACUCUGGAUAACAAAUAUAUCCUUACUGGUUCUGAUGAAAUGAACAUUAGAAUGUGGAAAGCUAAAGCCUCAGAAAAAUUAGGCGCUCUGUCCUAUAGAGAGCGGAUGGCACUUAAUCAUUCUGAGAAACUGAAAGAGAAGUUUGCACAGCAUCCUCAAAUUCAGAGAAUAGCCAGGCACAGGCAUGUUCCAAAGCACAUUUACAAUGCUGCUAAAGAACAUCGAACCAUUCGAGAAUCCAAGAAAAGAAAGGAGGCUAAUCGUAGAGCACAUGGCAAACCUGGUACUGUACCUUAUGUGAGUGAACGUGUUAAACAUAUAGUAAAAGAAGAUGAAUAAUUGGAAAUGUGUAAAUAAAGCUUAUUUUCAUUUUGCCUUGUUA